Alternaria ethzedia is the source of this 1905-nucleotide messenger RNA. RefSeq lists its product as uncharacterized. The transcript has 3 exons. Bases 1 to 1905 code for a protein of 634 amino acids. NCBI's taxonomy places the organism in Eukaryota, Fungi, Ascomycota, Dothideomycetes, Pleosporales, Pleosporaceae. Gene Ontology annotation, molecular function: protein binding. The record is from RefSeq and is a predicted model, not a curated record.
AUGGCAGCGAUUGAGGUUCUGGCGGAAGACGAGCACGGGGAUGUCAUACCAUUGCGGUUGUACCAGCAGGACGAUGAAGCAACCCGCCCAACCACAAAUAUCAUCGAUAAGCAUUCGGUUGUUCUCAUCAAGGAGCCGUUCUUCAAGUUUACGGCAGCUGGAGACUACAGUCUGCGAGUGGACCACCUUUCUGAUGUCGUUUUCCUCUCAGACAAUGAUACGAUAGUACCAGAUUUGUUCCAACGACCGCGACACGCUGAGGUUAAAACAGCAGAUACUUUGAAGCUAGAGGGGAAUACUCUCAUGGACGGCAAAAAUGACUGGCAAGCGAUCGACAAGUAUUCAGCCGCCUUGCUGCAAUCGCCUACUCCCGACGAGAUCAAAGUGAUCAAGCUCAAUCGAUCAUUGGCUUACCUCAGUACCAAGCAGUAUGAGGCGGCGCUCCGGGAUACUGGUUACCCAAGCUUCGGUGAAGAAGGAUCAGAGAGUGCAAUGCUUCGUGCAUCACAGGCACUGUACUACCUCAGCCAUUACGACGAGUGCUGCGAUCUGCUGAAAGACCUCUGCGAAUUAUCUCCGACCAAUCAAGACGCAGCCGAUGCGCUUGCUCGUGCUCAGCGUCGUUGCGAUGAGUGUAAUAGUGGACGAUUCGACUUCAAACACCUCCGAAGCGAAGCAACAAAAUUUCGACCACCUCAUCUAGAUCACGGGUCGUACAUUGGGCCUGUAGAGGAUCGCCCAGUGCAAGGCAAGGGUCGCGGUCUUUUCACAACCAAGCCCCUCAAGGUCGGCGAUUUGGUGCUGUGUGAGAAGGCCUUCAGCCACGCUCAUCUUGACGAUGGACAAAAAGGCAACUCAAGCAUCACCCGCUUGGUCAAUGUCGAGUCGGAUUUGGACGCCACAGGCGUCAGGGCUGACCUUAUCCGAAUGAUCGCGCAGAAGCUAUUGAAGAACCCCUCCCUGGCUCCGGAUUUCACUACACUGUAUCAUGGCAAUUACCAAGCGGUCGCCACACAGCGCGUAGAUGAACAGCCGGUAGUAGACACCUUCCUCAUCGAACGAAUCGAGGCUUUCAACAACUUCUCCUGUCCCCUCACGAGUCUGAACAUAUACAAAGACCGAAUAGCAGGGAGAAUUACGCCCAAAGAAGACCUUCAUAACUGUGGCGUCUGGAUUAAGGCCUCAUAUAUCAACCACAGCUGUCUUGGCAACGUCUGUCGAACUUUCAUUGGAGACAUGAUGAUCAUCCGCGCGACCAAGGAUCUGGAUGCGGGCACAGAAGUCACAUUCCCGUAUGUUUUUCCGGAAGGGAAAUACAAUUCGAAGAUGGUUGAAGAGCUAGACCAUUGGGGCUUCACCUGCAAGUGCCCGCUCUGCGAAGAUAUCAAAACAACCGAAUCUGCGGACCUCACGAAGAGGCAGGACUUGUUGGGCCAACUAGAAAAACUCUUUAAAUCUCCGGUGACAGGAAUCCAGUAUACGAACGAGGUCGAACGCUUAGCCGAGGCGCUGAACGAGACGUACGCUCGUCCGGCGGAAGAAGUGCCUAGGCUCAUGCUGUGGAGUCCGUACCACGUACUGACACGGAUCUACAUGGAGCGCCUCGUUGAAGCCAAACUGAAGCGCUUCUUUAUUUGCAAAGCAUUGGAAGCCAUGGGUAAGUCUCUUCAAGCUAUGGGCUUCACCUUCACUGGGCUUGACCGCACGUCUGCGCCUUUGGUGAUUACAAGAUGGGGUCACGUGGAAGAUCGUCUAGUAGAAGUCUUCCUGCAUGCGCGAUCAGUGUUUGAGCAGUUGGGGUUGCCCGAGAAAUCGAAACAGGCGGACAAGCAUGCGCGAGUGGUGUAUCGAAUUGUUGUUGGGGAAGAUACGUCAUUUGAUGAGACGCACCCUAGGUCUUCUUAG